Messenger RNA from Pseudophryne corroboree (corroboree frog), 2423 nucleotides. It is a transcript of the gene PRKAG1, whose product is annotated as protein kinase AMP-activated non-catalytic subunit gamma 1. Gene Ontology annotation, biological process: regulation of catalytic activity; protein phosphorylation. The transcript has 13 exons. Bases 645 to 1694 code for a protein of 349 amino acids. The record is from RefSeq and is a predicted model, not a curated record. Lineage: Eukaryota; Metazoa; Chordata; Amphibia; Anura; Myobatrachidae. Gene Ontology annotation, cellular component: nucleotide-activated protein kinase complex; nucleus; cytoplasm. Gene Ontology annotation, molecular function: AMP binding; protein kinase binding; protein kinase regulator activity.
GGUGGGGUAGACUGCAAUAGAGAACGCGCUUUAUUGACGCUGGGUCUUGUGCUGCGGGUGUGACAGACUGGUUAGGAAUAGGAUUGGAUUGCUUUGUUCCUGCCUCCCUCACACCAUAUGGCUUACACUGAUCAUCGCUGUAUAUGUUCCUGCUCAGUGUCAUGCCUCCGCUGCUAGGCUAUGCAGCCCGUGCCUCCUCCGGUUGGCAUCCCGCUCCCUGUAAUCAGGGGCUUGUAGAGUCACAGCAGCAGGUGUUUGUCUGAUGUGCAGCACCGGGGAGGUGUAUCAAGCCUUAGACACAUACGGUACCAUCACAUCAACCUUUAGUUCUCAUUUUUCCAGCACAAAUGACAGACGCUGAUUGGUUGCUACUUGAUUUCCCCAAGAUUUGAUCAUCCCCGCCCCCCUGAAAUGUCGUCUCCCGCCCGCCCCAGUAGCAUAACUCUAGCGCUGCAGGCGGAUGACACUGGCAGUAGGAGUCAGGAGACGUCAUCCUUAUUACGUGACUGCAAGGAGCUGAUUGUCACAUUUUCUGCUUGUAGUGCGGCGCCAGCUGUAGCUCUGUUAUCAGACGUCAUAUAAUGCGAGUUCUUAUCGGUACAAUGAGCAGCCGUUCUCUUGAGUGCUCCAAACCAUCCUUAUAAAUGACAAUGAACUACGAAAUGCACGAGGUGGGUAGGACUUUUCUCAAGAAAAAGCAGGGAUCUGUUGUAGUUGAACCCAAUGUUGAAGGAAAAUGUUCGUUUCCUUCAGAAGGGUUGGACUCGGAGAGUGGCGUGUACACAAGGUUUAUGAAGAACCACAAAUGCUAUGAUCUCAUCCCAAUCAGCUCAAAGCUUGUCGUGUUUGAUACAUCACUACAGGUGAAAAAGGCGUUCUUUGCCUUGGUCAGCAAUGGUGUACGAGCAGCACCUUUGUGGGAUAGCAAGAAGCAAAGCUUUGUAGGUAUGCUUACCAUCACAGACUUCAUCAAUAUACUCCAUCGGUACUAUAAAUCUUCCAUGGUUCAGAUUUAUGAGCUGGAGGAACAUAAGAUAGAGACUUGGAGAGAACUGUAUUUGCAAGAUUCGUUCAAGCCUUUAGUGAGCAUAUCUCCAAAUGCUAGCCUGUAUGAUGCGGUCUCCUCACUGAUUAUGAACCGUAUUCAUCGCCUACCAGUGAUUUCUCCAGACUCUGGAAACACCCUGUAUAUUUUAACCCACAAACGAAUUCUUAAGUUCCUCAAGCUAUUUAUGUCUGAACUGGAGAAACCAGCUUUUGUGACUCGUACUCUAAAAGAACUGCAGAUUGGAACUUACGAUAACAUCGCACUGGUCCAUCCCAACACUCCCGUCUAUGUUGCUUUAGGGAUUUUCGUGCAGCGACGUGUGUCUGCUCUGCCUAUUGUGGAUGAGUCCGGAUGCGUUGUGGAUAUAUAUUCCAAGUUUGAUGUCAUUAAUUUAGCAGCUGAGAAGACUUAUAAUAAUUUGGAUAUCACAGUGACUAAGGCUCUUGGACAUCGUUCUCACUACUUUGAAGGUGUUCUUAAAUGUUACCAGCAUGAAACUCUUGAAACCAUCAUUAACAGGCUUGUUGAGGCAGAGGUGCACAGGUUGGUGGUGGUAGAUGAGAAUGAUGUAGCAAAAGGAAUAGUGUCUCUCUCUGACAUUCUGCAGUGCCUGGUGGUGACAGCUGAAGAUUUGAAGAGUCUGUGACUGGCAUGAGUUUUCACCACCAUCUCAGUGCUGCCUCAUAGUGAUACACAAGGGCCCUGCACAACUCACCAUCUACAUUUAGCAAUACUUGUGACAUCAGCAGUGGUAGGAGGAGACGCGUCACUCGUCCACUUUUCAGUGAGAUCCUGUAUCGCAGCAGUGUUCUUCAGCAAUACUUGGGGCAUUGGUAGGGACUGGUCGAUAAUUUGAUAAUAGUGAGAGAUUUGUAGCCCAGUGACAGGAGCGUACACAGUAUUGAGGACUUACCAGAGUCACUCUGAACUUUUUACGACAUGCACAACACUUCCAUUAUCCCUUUUUUUAAUCAUUGUACAGCCUUGUCUCACAGUAUCCCGGGAGGAAUGAAAGGGGCUGUCCUAGAUCGUUUGCACUUUGGUCUGGAUCCAGUGUACACAAUUGUGAGCCAUGAUAGGUUUGCUGCAUAUGAAAGGCAUUGAGGUCUUACCACAAUAUUUCAGAGGUCUGUUUAUACUUUGCACUUGGCUGACUGCAGUGUCACAUGCCACUUUUUAUAUGUUUUUACUUUUACUGUCCCUCUUGGACAGAGUAGAUUCCAUUAUUUGUAUCCAAAUGUAUAUUCCCUAUUCCUGACAUGUGAUUGGGAAUUUUACUACUUACAUGUUUUCUUCCGUGUCUUUCAUAUUUUGAAAAUGGGCUUACAAUGUCCAGAAAAUGUAUACAGUUUAAUAAAAUUCAAAUUUUUCAUAA